AUGAAAGCUCAACUGCUUCUGCUGGUGCUGGUCCCUCUGUCCUCGGCUUUGCCUCUGCCAUCUAAUGACAACCACAGCAGGCUUUUAGCAGAGAAGUACCUCCGGCGCUUCUACAACCUGCCAGUGGGGCUCCAAGGCACACAAACAUCUUCAAGUGAUUUCCAGACCAAAAUUAAGGAAAUGCAAAGAUUCUUCAACCUCGAGGUAACAGGGAAGCUCGACGACAAUACUUUGAAUGUGAUGAAGGAGCCCAGAUGUGGUGUGCAAGAUGUUGGAGAGUACAACCACUUUCCUCGAGAUCUCAAGUGGCAAACCAACACUGUCACGUUCAGGAUUAUUAAUUACACACCUGAUCUGAAGAAGUCCGAUGUGGACAGAGCCAUCCGCACAGCGCUGAAUGUUUGGUCUGAGGUCACCCCUUUGACGUUUAAAAAACUGUACGAGGGCAACGCUGAUAUAAUGAUCAGCUUUGGAACAAGAGAACAUGGAGACCACAACCCGUUUGACGGCCCAGACGGUCUGCUGGCUCACGCCUACCCUCCAGGCCAGGGCAUCGGUGGAGACACUCACUUCGAUGAGGACGAACACUGGACCAAAGAUUCAUCGACGUACAACCUGUUCAUAGUGGCAGCCCACGAGUUGGGCCACGCCCUGGGUAUGUCCCAUUCCUCUGACCCCGGUGCUUUGAUGUACCCGGUUUACUCCUACGCCACCGGUUACCCUCUGUCUGUGGAUGACAUCAACGGCAUCCAAGCUCUCUAUGGUCCCAACCCAAACCAGAGGAAAGUGAAGCCUAAACCUGAUGCGCCGAACAAAUGUGACCCAAUGUUGAGUUUUGAUGCCGUCACAGAGCUGAGAGGAGAAACCAUCAUCUUCAAAGACGAGUUCUAUUGGCGGCUUCAUCCUCAAAUGCCAGAACCUCAGCAGACCCUGAUCAAGUCUACAUGGCCCUCCCUCUCAAAGAAAGUGGAUGCAGCUUAUGAAAACCCAGAGAAAGACUUAGUCUUCAUAUUUAGUGGGAUUCGAAUGUGGGCGUUGAAUGGAUACAACCUUGUGGAUGGAUACCCAAAGUACAUCCACAAACUUGGCCUUCCUAAGACUGUGAGGAAAGUGGAUGCAGCCGUGCACAUUAGAGACACAGGGAAAACUCUGCUCUUCACUGAGGAAGACUACUGGAGCUACGAUGAAGCAGCGGGCACUAUGGACAGUGGAUACCCACGAUCCAUCGAGAAAGACUUCCCAGGAAUGGACGAUGAAGUUGACGCUGCUGCUUUCCACCACGGAUUCUUAUACUUCUUCCAUGAUCACGUGCAGUACGAGUACAGCUACACUUCCAGGAAGGUGAUGCGCAUCAUGAGGACCAACUCCAUCUUCAACUGCUGA
Molecule: messenger RNA, 1383 nt
Organism: Nematolebias whitei (Rio pearlfish)
Lineage: Eukaryota; Metazoa; Chordata; Actinopteri; Cyprinodontiformes; Rivulidae
Gene: mmp13b
Product: matrix metallopeptidase 13b
Exons: 11
Coding region: 1-1383 (460 amino acids)
Biological process (GO): proteolysis; collagen catabolic process; extracellular matrix organization
Cellular component (GO): extracellular matrix
Molecular function (GO): zinc ion binding; metalloendopeptidase activity
Source: RefSeq, a predicted model, not a curated record